Messenger RNA from Numida meleagris (helmeted guineafowl), 11014 nucleotides. RefSeq names its product transmembrane protein 151B-like. The transcript has 6 exons. The record is from RefSeq and is a predicted model, not a curated record. The coding region runs from base 7946 to 9439 and encodes 497 amino acids. NCBI's taxonomy places the organism in Eukaryota, Metazoa, Chordata, Aves, Galliformes, Numididae.
GGGGAGGAGGCGUGUGAAGCAGCCUGGCAUCGCUGGCGAUUUGGCGCAUGGUGGAGAGGGGUCUCAUCGCUGAAGCAUUUCCCGCAAAUCCUUGGUUUGUGCAGUCCAAAUGCACAUCCCGCCGUAGGUUGUGAAGGCAGCCUUGAUAACGGAGAUUGAUGCACUGAAUCUGGAGCCACAGAGGUGGAAAUAACAGCACCGAGUGAUAGAUGACAUUUCUAAAUCUUCAAUCUCAGGGCUAGCAACCUUCAUUAUCCCUUCUCCGGGUCUGCCUCAUCUCUGGGCUUUUUCCCUUGAUUUUCAGGUGCCACCAGGAUGCUGACAGUAUGUCAGGUCUUGCCGGGUAAGGCAGGGGCGCUGCUUAUGCAUUCUUUGAUGCUCCUUCCUGCGUCCCAGAUGUGAUCCACUCCCUGCCGUCUCCUGGCCAACUUAUCCCCGAGAGAUUGUUCCGUGUUGUGCCACUCACAGAAAGGAAAGAAGGCUUUAUUACUGAUGCCCCGUGCAGUGCCCAGAUUGGGUCCCAUAAUGGAGGAGCUCUUCUACCCAUCACACACCGGCAUCCGGGUUAGCACAGCCCUGCAGGCUCCUUCCUCUCUGUACUAAUGAACAUCUCACCUAAGAGUUCAUUUGGCCCUGGGAGGCAGGAAGAAUUGUACUCUUACUCUUCUCCUGUGGUUGUCUUCUCUCUAGUCACCCCAGCCUCUUUGGGUCAGCCUUUUACUGGGAUCACCUCAGGACUUGUAAGGUGAUAUCUGCACCUACAUCUGUUGUGGCUUCUAGGGGAAGGCAGAUGGAGAUCUCCUUGCCCUCACUGCAUCAUCCUGUCUCACUGCACAAAUGGUGAAGCUGUUCUCAGCACACCAGAGGCUGGUCCUGAUGUCAGAGAUCACCUCAGUUAUCGUCAAUAGCAUAGCUGAGGGCAAACCUCAGCAAAGUCCAGAUGGGCCUCUCUCUUACGUUCUGCUAUGUCCAUCAGGAACAUUUUCUACUGCCCUCUCCUGAUCAAGAUGGAAGAAGCCUCAUAGUCAGACAAAAAUCUGCUUUCAUCCAGGCAGGUCAUCAUCUGCCAAAAUGUGUGAUUUGUAGUUAUUGAUUGUUCUUUGCCUUUCAUUUAUUGCACUGGGAUGUAUUCAUCACAAGUAUAAAUCCACAAAGGCGAAUUAAAUUGUGGCUGGCAUUAAUUUUCCCCCCAUUUUUAGCUCUCUCUUCUUUACUUCUAUUUCUCUUCUUCUAGCCCUGUGUCAGUGUUUCUCUCAUGUUUUUUUUCCCAUGGACAGGAAGACUAUGUUUGCAAAAUAAAACAGAAAAAAAAAAGACAAGACUGACUCGUUGCUCACAUGAGCAAUCCCAAGCUGUGAGGUCACUUUGCUGUUGAAGACAGUGAUAAGGUCACCCUGCAGUGCUGCAGCCAGCUCUGGGAGGAGAGCAGAAGCGUGCUGUGAUUCCAGGCUUUGUCGCACAUCUCUGCUUGCUGAGGCACGACCACAGCAUCACUACUGUAGCACAGUGUCACCACUGCAGGACUCUCUGCCCCCUCUUAGCACAGCUUUAUUCCACCAUAGAGGAGACAGGGGUGUAGAGCUGAUUUUUUAGAGAAGUUCCCAGCAGAAAGGGAGCAUUUGUUCAGGAGGAGCUGCUUUCAGACUGUAGAUGGGCCGAGAGGACUGCUGGCUCAGCAGGUCCCUUGGUGCUGACAGGGUCAAUCCUUCCCUAUACCAGUCUUUGCUCAGGUCUUUUCCUGAGCUGGCAGGUCCCUGUCUUCACCUGCUGCCUCCAUUUCCCUGCCUCGGUGACAUCUGCAUUGGUGACAUCUGCAUUCAGAGAGUCUCUAGGCUAUCCUCUCUCCCACCUCUUCACCCCCCCCCUCCUGUAUUUCCCUCUCAUUUCUCUAUUUCCAUUCGGGCCACGUUCUCGCUACCCUCUGUUUUCUCUUAUUCUUUCAUUUUAGACAUGAUAGCAUUUUGCUUCAGCAAAAUUGAAGCUCUUGAGGUCAGCUACCAAGGGCAAACACGUUCACACAUGGGGUUUCAAAGGACAGGAAACGCUUUUGGCAUGAUUUCCCUGAAGGAGAAUUUGAAUGCUUUUGAAAUCGGGGAACUCAGAUAUCUGACUGCAAACCAGACACAGGCAGUCAAACUUGGACCCCAAACUGUCCACAAAACAAGCAUUAGAAUAAAUUCAUGCUGUUGCAGCAUAUUUUCUGCUUAUCCAGCUCUUGCUGGAGUUUUCAAGGAGACUGAAGCACUGAAUCUAGCAGAAGAGAAAAAAGCCAUUUUGUCGUUAGAAGCUACAGAGAAAUAGUAAACAUCUGGCAAAAUUGUAUAUAAAUUUUUUAAAGACUAACUGCAAAACAGUUUGGUCAUUUUCCUUUAAACUUUUCUAUUUUCUGCUAUUUCUCCCCUUCUGUAAGGGUCAGUUUGGCAGCCUUCAGUUCAAAUUUAUUAUGGCAGUCCUAAUCAGAAGAGUACAAUACAAGAGGUUUGUAAUUGUCACCAUAACCAUUUGUCUGCUGUAAGCAGUAAAGAAAAAGAAGUAACACUUGGAGCCCACACCACCAUGCACCCACUUUUGAAGUAAAAUACAACUACUGAUUAAUAGCAUAUGACAUCAAGAAGCUAUGUAAUGACGUGCUCUACUGAAGCUUUGGCAAGGUUUGUCUGAGCAUUGCGUCUAGAGCUGCACAUGGAAUUGCCCCUGGCAGUAGCACUGGAAGUGUGAGGAGCUCCUCAGUGCACACACAGCACCCAUAGCCUUGUGCUGAUGACUGAUGUUUGGCUUUAUGAAGACAAUUGCCCUGUAUAAGUUAAUGGGAUAUUCAGCCAUUAGAUUGGCAGAGUUAUGGCGGAAUAAUUACUAGAUUUGACACUAUCCACUGUAUUUAAGUAUAAAAUCACUGCUGGUAACAUUGACAGUUGGCACAAACAUUACAAGGCUGGUCUGUAACAAUGAGGACAGUCCUACAGAGAGAUCUGCUUCAUCUGAUAAUUUCAUUAUUCAUUCCAGAGCCAAAUUUGAAGGUACACAUUUCAGGGUGGAGAGUGCAUCCAGUCCUUUAGCUGUCCUUGAAAUAGUGACUCAAAAAACACCUAGGAGCAAAGUGGGUGAAUGGUUGAAUAUACAUUCCCAAGCCAAAAUCUACUAAUAUAACUCUUGGAGAUUUUUAAAAAAGGUAAAAUGUGUGGAAAUGGGAGGUGAUUUUAUGGUUGGGUAUAAUGCUAGUGAAAUAAGUGCUGAAAUCCUGCAUCCACUUGCAGGAUACACAUUAAGAAGGAUCUAAAAGUGCCCAAAGAUCAAAAGGAUCAGAAGAGCCCAAAGGAGAUCUGGGAAAUAAAAUAAAGCUGUGCAGUGAAGGACUUUGAGACCUUGACCCAUUUAAUUUGGAAAAAGAAAGCCAAGAGGUGUCAUAAUUAGAAUGGAGAGGCACCUUCAGAGUGAGAAGGCAGCAGUAUGAAGCCUUUCGUUACAUUGAGAAUGGGAAUCCCCACUGCCAUCAAUGGGGGCUAAAUUGAGAGAAAAUGACAAUGGCAGUGAAAUUCAAUCAUCAGAACAAACUGCAGAAGGGAUUGUAAGUUCUUAAUUUGCUUCUGUCUAUAAAGUUAAGCCGAAAGUCUUUAUGCAAGAUGAGGUUUUACCAACUGUACAUAGGACUGUAGCGUAACAUUGCAUUGCCUGUGAGGUAUAUGAGCGAGAGAGGGAAGGUGUAGUUUCUCCUGGUCUUAACAUCUAAAUGCAGUUUGGAUCAUAACACAAAUUGACAGGAGAAAUUCCUGUGACUACCUGGGAGUACUAAAGAACUACUGUAUCAUAACUGUCCCUGCCAUCACCUAGGGGCAGCCAUGUGGUCAGCUAGUGAAUCCAGCUAUCAGAGAUGCUGAUGUCCAAAGGUCAAACAAAGCAGCAAGCCUCCACUGAUAAAACUGAGGCACUAGCAGUUCAAGGUAGGCACCCAAAAGCCUGAGCUGAUGACAUCUGUCUGGGCUUCUACCAUCCCUUCCUUCCCCUCUAACCAGUGGAUGCUCAUGAAGGGGAGCAAGGAUGCCUGCUUUGACCUAUGACCCAGGACUCAUUAGUUCUUAUGUACCCGGCAAGAGUAAGAAACCCGGGGACACAAGUCAUCCAGAAACAUGUUGUUCUUACAGUUCAAAUGUGCCUUCUAAGGAGAUAUUGUGGUGUGGUUGGGCAGUUGUUAAUGUCUUGCCUUCCUGGCCACCUUCACUGCAGUUGCUUGUAAGCUCUCUUAGAAUGGUUGCCAGUUACAGUCUAGUUGACCAUAUUUUCAAUGCUGGUUGCUCACAAGUUGUCCAGGGAUGAAACUGUGCCCGCCCAUCUCUCUAGCCUCUGGCCAUUCUCUGUUCCAGCUGCUAAGUGCAAAGUCACACGUUCUCUCCUCCUGCUUUCUCCCCACUCUUUUACAUUAGGCAAGAUUAACAGCCCAAAUCUACACGCUAUUACAAUGCAAAGUACUUUUUAAUGAUUUUAAUGACUGCUGCUGUAGCCAGAAGCUGAGCUGGCUGCUGCAGAGCUGGGACAAGUGUGGGUUGGGUGUGGCGGCUCCACACAGGUCCGUUCAGAAUGGCAUUUCAUCUUGGGUAUCUGCCAUCUGAGGGUGGCUUUGAAGGCAAUUGCCCUUUCAGCCACUGCCAGUGUGCUUUAUCAUUUGCUAACUAAGUUCUGCACAAAAGUUCCUUGAAGGAGAAAUAACCAAAAUGUUGCCAGCCUGGAAACUCCUGUCUGUUGCAUUUCCAGUUCUCUGUGAGCAGAUAGGGCUUUCGAGACUAUUUUCCAGCUACUACAGCAACUAAUUAAAUAGCAUCUAUCAUUUAGUGUCUUGGAAGAUUUCAUGCCACCAGACAACAGGCAGCUUGGGAGAACGUGGAGCUCCCUCUCCAUUUUGAGUGGGCCACAGACCCAUUGCUCUGCCUGAGAUUUUUUUUGGAAAGGACAGGUCAAAAAGCCCUGAAACAAAGGCAGAGUGGGACCAAGGGAAGCUCGGGGCAGAGCUGCCCCAACCUCUUACGUUUGAGGCUCAAAUCUGUGAGUCCUGGUUCACAGAUAAGGUGUCUGGUGUCUGAGUUUUUGCCUGAUAUGGGACAGUCACUGCUUGCUUCUGGCUGUCGAGCUUGCUGUCCUCAAUUUCUUCAGUUACAUUUCUCUUCUAAUAUUUUCCAGGGGGUUAGCGUUUUGCCCCACAUCAAACUGACACAGCAGAAACCAGAGCAUUCCUCAGAGAACACAGCUCUCAUUCACUGACUGGCUCAAGUUAUCAUGGAAAUUAUUAGUUUCCUUAAGCAUUUAUUAUAGUUGUCCCAAAAUACAGGCUUACCUUGUUCUGAUCUGAAACACUGUGCUUGGAAAGGAGAAAAAUUCCAUGUAGUACCACCAACACCAUGUUUGCAAGAAGUUGGUAUGUUAAUAAAGUCUGGGAGCCACUGGUUUAACAUACUAAUGAAUUUGUUAUACAGAGACAGAUGGAAAGAUACAUUUCCUUGUUAGACUUCUGAAUGUCUGAUGCUUUUAUUCUAAUUAUUUGUAGCAUUUCCUGUCUUUCUUACGAACACACUGUUGGUGUUUCUAAUACUAUAGUUGGGUUAGGUGAUUGUUUCAGCAAAGAGAAGGAGAAACAAAGAGAUAUAAGCCAGAGGAACAUAGUCAAGACUUGAAAUGAGAGGGACAGCCAAUGGGGUAGACCCUAGAGGAGACAUCCUUUUGUAACUGAGGAUCUUCAGAGAAUGAGAUCUAGUUAGCAGCAAAGAAGAGCUUUUUCCCAAAGGGUUCUGAACAUGAAGGUCCUGCUGAUAGGUGUGUGUAAAUCUGAGAGGUCUGGCAGUGGGCACCAAGGGUGCAUGUCCUCACUAACACAAGAAGGAGAGAAGCUGCAUUUCUUAUAAGCUAUAGUGAAAACAGUGGAAGUAACCCAUCUCAGGAAGAUCCAGUUCUCUCAGCACAGGGAGCUGAUGGCCAUUUUUGAGGUGUCUCCAGAGAUGUGGACCUGAAAGCCUUGGAGCUGCUGCCAACCCAGCUCUGCUCAAGACUGGUAAGACCAGAGCCACCUUGUUCCCCAAAGUGGGGGUGGCAUUUCAUGGGGCUAUGCACAUAAAGAAGCAUUUGCCAGUUCUCAGGCUCCAGUAUGGCCACUGAUAACCCUAACCAGCAGGGCUGGUUGAAUCAGUCCUUGGGUAGGAGCCAAGCUGUGGGUUGCAGGUUGGACCACAGAGCUUCAGAGAUCAGAGAAGUUAUUAGUCAAAGGGAAGCGAGAUAAAGGAAAGGAAAGGAGAGGAUUGCAGUGCCUUUGGCAAAUAGUGCCGUAACUGAAACAGGACAGCCUUCACAUGGCUGCAUUCAGGGCCAGGCUGGCAAUGCUGUCAGUAAGUCAUAAAUAUUGGGGUUCCUGAAGUAUUUAAGCACACACCUUACAUUACAACUGACUACUAGACAUCCUUAGAUGAGUCCAUGGGGAUUGUGUGGAGUAUGAACCAGAUCCAAUUUUGUGUGAGAUGUACCUAUGGCAACCAAAGGUGUGUGGACUUCAAUUCCCAUGUUAGAAUACUGCCCUGCUGUCUUCACCUUCAUCAUCCCAGUGGUUGGAGUGGACAGUUUCAGUCUGUUUUGUUCUCCUCAGUAGUCCUUCAGGGGAAAAAAGGAUGGAGAUUUGCAGUUCUUCAUUAUAGUCUAUAUUUUUGCAUUAAUACAGUGCUUAAAAACUCUAGCUCCAAGUAGAGUCAAGGCAAAAAAAAAAAAAAAAAAAAAAGAAAAAGACAGUAGCUCCUGGUGGAGUCCCCAAGAGCCAGGAGAGCCUGGGGCUCUGACCUGGGCUGCGGUCUGUGACUGCAGAGAAGCCUGCAUUGGUUGGGAAUGGCACUGGGACAGAGCAGGGGGUAUCUGACAAGAGUUUCCAGAGAUGAAACUCUUUGUGACUGGAUGUAGACUCAGGAAUUCACCCUGCAAAACUCCCAUAAGUAGUGACUGCCUAAAGCCACUUCCUUGCUUUCUUUGAGGCUUCCUGCAAAAAGUUACGGAAAACAGCUUUAUUCUUUCUUAUACUGAAGUCUUUUGUCUGCCCUGCUUGCAGAAAAGUUAUAUAUAUAACCUGAUUUGUUCCUGUGCACCCAUUUUGUUAGGAAAAAGAAUACAGUCCAAAAUAAUUACUCUUCAUUCUAACACAUAAAUAUGUACAAAAGGCUUGGGAUAAGAAUAGAAAUUUUUACAGGUUCCUUCUAGAUGCAUCAGGAAGAGUCAGGAGCCAAAUUCUGCCCUUCCUUGCUGCAGAUGAAUGCUGUAGCUCCCUAAAAUAAAUAAAAUUGUUCUGCACUUACACAAUGUCAGAUUAGGAGCUAAGAAAUCAAAACCUAACCCUGUGAAGUCUAGUUUGGCAGUACUCACAGCAAGCCAUAAAAACCUCUAUAGUUACUCAGAAGUGGCUCUCUGUUCCAGAAAAAAAAAAGGAGUAUUAAAUCUGAUCUGAUAGCCCUGCAAGGUUAGGUGCCAAUGCCUCCAUCUCAUUGAGAAAACAGUAAAUUCUUUCUAGUACGCUGUGCUAUUAUUUCCUGAGUCAUAAGAUGCUGGUCCUUAAAGCCCUGGCUGGUUUUAGCUUACUUAUAGAAUCCUAACUGCUCUGGGUUUGAGAGAAGCUAUGCUGGGGGAGAACUUUAUCCCAGGAGAAAAGAGAAGACAUUUCCCAAACCUAGUAUCUGCUGGCAUCUACAACGUAGUUUGAUGCAUUAGAGUUGGUCCCUUGGGAGAAGGAGUAGCUGCGUGCUUCUAUUUUUGCAUGAAAUCAGGCUCGGCAGAGGGCAUGAUGGUGCACGAAUAUCAGUGUGUCUUACUGUCUUUUUCUCAGAGUUAAGGGGAGGCAAAGGACGGUGCUGAUGAGAGGGAUGUGUUCAGUCCUCCACAUCAUUACCUACCGGAGAGACAACUGCUUCCGCUAGCUGCUUGGCUGGAUUUCAUGCCUUUUAUUAUAGCCCAACAUGGCAUGAAAAUGCAGCUGAUUCACUGCAACAUCGCAGGGCAACGCCCCGUGAAGCAGUCCCUGAGUGCCUGCAUGUGCAGAGAGUCACACUGGAAAUGCCUCCUCCUGUCCAUCCUCAUGUACGGUUGCCUGGGAGCAGUGGCCUGGUGUCAGCUGGCCCGAGUCACCAAGCUCAGCUUCGACAGCUCCUUCAAGGGCAAGUCCAUGAUCUACCAUGACAGUCCCUGCUCGGAUGGCUAUGUCUACAUCCCACUGGCCUUCCUUUCCAUGUUGUACGUGGUGUACCUGGUGGAGUGCUGGCACUGCCACGUCAAGAGAGAGCUACAGUACAAGGCUGAUGUGGACAGUGUCUAUGAAUGUAUCAACCGCAUGCAGCAAGCCACUCCGUGCAUCUGGUGGAAGGCCAUCAGCUACCACUUUGUACGGCGAACGCGGCAGGUAACCCGGUACCGCAAUGGUGAUGCCUACACCACCACCCAAGUCUACCACGAGAGAGUCAACACUCAUGUGGCUGAAGCUGAGUUUGACUACUCUCACUGUGGAUACAAGGACAUCUCCAAGGAGCUCCUGGGCCUGGAGAGCUACACAGCCACCAAGCUGAGGUUCACCAAAUGCUUCAGCUUUGCCAACAUCGAGUCUGAGAACUCUUACCUGACACAGAGGGCUCACUUCUUCACAGAGAUCGAGGGGCUGGACGACUAUAUGGAGGUGAGGGAAGGCAUGCAGCUCAAAAAUGUGGACUUCAAAGAGCUUAUGAUGGCCUACGGGGACCCAGAUCACCUCCCAUGGUAUGUGUCCCACUAUGCUUUCUGGGUGGCAGCCAUCCUGAUGAUCUCGUGGCCUCUCAGGGUACUCAUAGAGUAUCGGACUGCAUACGUCCAUUACCACGUGGAGAAGCUUCUGGGCCUGGAAUACACAGCACCCACCACAACGGAGGAGCCCGUCUACCGUUACCGCAUGCCCCGGGAUGCUACGCAGGACAGCACUGAGCUGGAGUGGCACAUCUGCACCAACCGGCAGCUGAUCCCCAGCUACUCGGAGGCGAUGCUAAUGGACCUGGCUGACUCCCCAGCGUACAACAGCUACACGGUGUGUCGGUACAGUGAGGUGGCCCACGGCUGUGAGCGCUGCAACCGCGCCUCCAGCACCUCCUCCAUCUUCUCACGCCAUGCUUUCCACAGCUGCAGUGGCAAUUCCCGCCUGUCCCUCAACACCAGCCGCUUCUCCCUCUGCCGCGUCCAUGGCUCCCACAGGACAGGCCUCUGGCGGAGCCGCAGCAGCAGCAUUGCUGAGCGGGGCUGCCACGAUGAGCAGUGCUGCUCCUACUCCAGCCAGCUGGCUGUCAACGAGAACCCCCCUACCUACCACGAUGCCCGCUUCUUCCCUGUCUUGAUUGUGCAUAGGCCGGAAGGGCACGAUGGACAGCACUUCUAUGUCAGACGCUCCUCCUGUUUAGAAACAUCUCUGUGAUGGGCUCCCAUGGUUUCUCAGCUCCUCAGCUCUGGAACAACUUCACUGCUGUGCUUGCAGAGAUGCCACCAGCCUACAGUUGUCAGCAGGACAAGCUUCAGAUUUCAGUUCUUUUUCCUGACACUGCACGAGGAUACGGUCACCCUGACAAGUGGCCAACCUCAUUUCCAAAGCUUCUCUCCCUCCUCCUGUUGGUCUCCCUGUUCAUUUUUCCCCUUCCUCUUGGCGUUUUACUCCUCACUGUUACUUUGUUUCUUGAGUCUCUGCCACUCCUCCCAUCCUGCUCUUUCUUUUACAUUUCAGUCAGUAUUUGACAGCUGUUUCCAUGGGAGGAUUUAAAAAGCCUGUGUUUUGCAGUGCAUUUGCCCUGCAAAGUAGGAAACUCAGGAGACAGCGAGGCCAAGUGAGAUGCUGAAAGGCCUGCAGCCAGUCAGUGUCAAGUCAGAAAGAGAAUUCAGAUCUGCAGGCUCUGAGUCACCUGCUGCAAACCCCAAAAAAGGCUUUUUAAAAAAUUAUUUCUGCCAGUCUUUUUGCCUCUUCUUUCAUUUAUUGUCUCCUUUUUUAUACUUCCUCCUCUCUCUUCUCAUCUUCCUUUUUUGGUUUUCUCACCUCUGCUUUCCAAUUUCUCAUUGCACCUUUCUGGGGUUUUGUCUGUGAGGAUGUCUUUCAGCCUGUAAUUGGCUUCUGUUGCCCAAAAAUAAGGUAUUUGCAGCACAAAUUUCAGUGUCCACUGACACAGCCACAGCAUCAGCCCCUGAGAAGCACUGAGGACUUUCACCACAGAGCAGUGAGAUACACGAACAAAGCAAAAAGCAUGCCUUUUGCUAACCAUGCCCUGCCUGGCCUGCAGCAGAUGCUGCUGCAUUUCCAGGCGUAGUUAACCUCCUUCAGCUCCACCAGUGUUAGCAAUCAUUAAGAGCCGUAAUGUAGAUCAGUGCCCUGCUAGUGCCACUGUUUUUAAGACUGUAGAUCUGGUUUGUGGUUAUUUCAUUCCCACCACUUGCUCAGAGCUGCAGGGGCUGGCAAGGAGGAGAGAGGCCAGGGAGGGAAAGGUGUUAAUCCACUACAGCCCACCCACCGAUGGUCUGAAGGCUCUUCCUGCAAGGCGCUCUGUGAGCCUCCAGUAAGGUGUGAGAUCAUCCUGGCUAUGUCACCCACAGGAGGUGGCCGGUGCUUCCAAGAGCCAGGGACCAGCCCAGGGCUUCUGGCCAUGCUCAGGACCCCCAGGGCCUCAACAGGUGCCAAUCCUGCCAUGUGCUGAGCAAGCUCUGCAAUAUUUCAUCAGGUGGGUAGCUGAGGUGGGCACCAACUUGCAGGAGAACAGAAUACAAUCGCAAUACAGUAACUACCAAAACCAAGGUGUUGUGCCUCCCUAUGGCAGAUAGGUCAGAAGCCGAGCCCUCAGAGGGGCUAGCAACAAAUGCUUCCUCCCCAGUCAGUUCUGUGUGUAUCUUCGUGUAAUAUGAGAUUUAUGAAGUCAUAUUAGUAUGUGAAGAUUAUAUGUAACUCUGCAUAUGGUGAUUUCUUAUGGCAUUGACUGUUGCACUAUGUUAAAUACAUUUUGUUUUGGUUUGA